GGACCCUUUGUCUUCGAUGAUCUUACAGGCAUUUAAUUUACUUGUUGCAGAAACUGCCUGUUCCUUACACUCUGCGAGUUUUGCUCAGACUUGACUUUCACAACUCAAAUUUCGGAAUCCAUCUUCUCUGCCACCUCGUAAUGGCUGAUCCUUCUUCUUCUUCUUCUUCUUCUUCUUCUUUCCAACGGAGCUAUGACGUGUUCCUGAGCUUUAGAGGAGAAGACACCCGCAAAAGCUUCACUGCCCAUCUCUAUAAGGAGCUACGCACCAAAGGAAUCAACACGUUCAUUGACGAUGACAAGCUUGAGAGGGGUGAUGUCAUAUCUUCUGCGCUUGUUGCGGCUCUUCAAAACUCCAAGUUUUCUCUCAUUGUUUUGUCAGAAAAUUAUGCAUCUUCCGGGUGGUGUUUGGAGGAGCUGGUGAAGAUUCUAGAGUGCAUGAGAACCAUGGGACAGAGGGUUCUCCCCAUUUUCUACGAUGUGGAUCCCUCGCAUGUAAGACAUCACAACGGAAAAUUUGGAGAAGCACUGGCUAAACAUGAAGAAAAUUUGAGAACUAUGGAGAGGGUGCCGAUUUGGAGGGAUGCUCUCACUCAAGUUGCCAAUUUAUCCGGUUGGGAUUCCAGGAAUAAGCAUGAGCCUAUGCUUAUCAAGGGAAUUGCCACUUAUAUUUGGAAUAAAUUGUUUAGUAGAUCCUCAAAUUAUGCUGAUCAGAACCUAGUUGGAAUAGAAUCUAGCAUACGAGAAAUAAAAUCCCUGCUAUUUACCGAGUCUCUAGAUGUUCGCAUGGUGGGGAUUUGGGGCAUGGGAGGCAUAGGUAAAACAACCCUUGCCAGAGCUGUUUAUAACCAAAUCUCUCAUGAAUUUGAAGCUUGCUGCUUUCUUGAAAAUGUCAGUGAUUAUUUGGAAAAGCAAGAUUUCCUUAGCUUGCAAAAGAAAUUUCUUUCUCAACUAUUGGAAGAUGAAAAUCUAAAUAUAAAAGGAUGCAUCUCUAUAAAGGCUUUGCUUUGUUCUAAAAAGGUUCUCAUCGUCAUUGAUGAUGUGAACAAUUCAAAAAUAUUAGAAGACUUGAUUGGGAAGCAUGGUUGGUUUGGUAUCGGAAGUAGAAUCAUCAUAACAACAAGGAAUAAGCAGUUGCUAGUUACACAUGGGGUAAAUGAAGUGUAUGAGGUUGAAAAAUUAAAUGAUGAUAAUGCAGUUGAGCUCUUCAGUCGAUAUGCCUUUAAAAAAGCCCAUCCUAUAGAUGAUUAUGUGGAGCUCUCUCAAUGUAUAGUGGUUUAUGCUCAGGGCCUUCCAUUAGCUCUUCAAGUUUUAGGUUCAUUUUUAUUUGAUAAGAGCAAACGGCAAUGGGAAAGUCAGUUGGAUAAACUAAAAAAAAUUCCUAAGAAGGAAAUUCAAGAUGUGCUUCGAGUAGGUUUUGAUGGGUUGGAAGAUAACGAGAGAGAUAUAUUUUUGGACAUCGCAUGUUUCUUUCAAGGGCAUGAUAAAGAUUAUGUAAUGGAAAUAUUAAGAUCUUGUGGUUUCUUCCCUGAUAUUGGAAUAAGAGUUCUCAUUGAGAAGUCUCUUAUAUCUGUUGUUGAGAAUAAAUUGAUGAUACACAAUUUGUUACAAAAAAUGGGUUGGGAAAUUGUUCGUGAAGCAUCUCCUAAGGAACCUGGAAAACACAGCAGGUUGUGGAUUCAUGAUGAUGUAAAUCAUGUAUUGACAAAAAAUACGGGAACCAAAGACGUUGAAGGAAUAUCCCUUGACUUGUCCAGUUUGAAAGAGAUAAAUUUCACUAAUGAAGCUUUUGCACCGAUGAAUAGGCUCAGAUUGCUCAAAGUCUAUACAUUGAAUUUUCUCAUGGACUCCAAAAGAGAGAAGUGUAAAGUGCACUUUUCCCAAGGUUUUAAAUUUCACUGAGAAAAACUGAGGCACCUAUAUUGGUAUGAAUACCCUUUGAAAUCACUGCCCAAUGAUUUUAACCUCAAGAAUCUUGUUGACCUCAGCAUGCCUUAUAGCCAAA
Molecule: messenger RNA, 2004 nt
Organism: Vitis vinifera (wine grape)
Lineage: Eukaryota; Viridiplantae; Streptophyta; Magnoliopsida; Vitales; Vitaceae
Product: disease resistance protein RUN1
Exons: 3
Coding region: 141-1901 (586 amino acids)
Biological process (GO): signal transduction; defense response
Molecular function (GO): ADP binding
Source: RefSeq, a predicted model, not a curated record